AUGAAGGGGAUGAAAUUCUGGAGGGAGAUUAUUCUGUGUUUUUUGUUCGUAAGUGUAAUUCAGUGCAAUAUGAUAUCAAUUUACGACUCUUCAAUACCGAAAAGCCCGGCUUAUCACAUCGACGCUCGGAAGCUGCUAGAAUUGUGUUUUCUGAACGAAAUGAACCCGGUGGUGAUUUCUGAGGAGCUGACGGACUUGAUGUACGAGAUUCAAAAGAAUGAAGCUAUCGAUUCGUCCAUUCUUGUUAUUGACAACGAUUUCAGUUCAAGGGUCAUGAAACAGUACUACACACGACAUCCUAGUUAUCUGAUAACGGCCGAUUUAAUGGACAGACUGCAGGAUACCCUUCGGAAAGCGAAAUCAUCGACCAUUUGGAACCCAGCGUCAGUAAUUGUUGCUGUUGGAAAAGAUUGCGUUCGAGCAUCAGAAAUUCUUCAGGCGAUCUGGAAGAUCGAGGCUUUGAAAUCUUAUUACGUUUGUCAGCAUGAGUUGAUGAGUGAAAGCCUCGUCUAUACCUUCAACCCUUAUACGCAAAGGGCGCCAAAACAGUGGGAACAGGUGGAAACAGAGGAUCAACCAGAUAAUAAAUGGACGCUCUAUCGGCAACACCUUAAAAAUGACCAACGCAUCUGUUCCGGUGUAACAUUCGACAAAACUCGUUCUCUGGAUGGAUAUCCUCUGAAAAGUUUUAAGUAUGGCCUCAGCGAUAAAGUUUUCGAAGGUAAAGUUUCACCCGAGGCAUUUUUCGAACAAGAAGUAACUGAACAUUUUAUUUACAACGAACUGUUUACGACUCUAAAUGUCACACCGAUUAUUUAUUUAAGAAAUAUAAAUCAUGCUGAUUUCGAGCGAGAAUUCAAUUUACUAAUAAACGGUACGUACGAUAUGAAGUUAGAAAUUAUAGAGGACCCGAGUGACGAAGGUUUUAAACUCUUAGAUAUCAUUCCUAUUUAUGCUCAAGGCAGUUGCAUGAUAGUAACAAAAAAACAAAGUACAAUUCCAGCUUUCACUCAAAUGACAAACAAUUCCUUUGCUUAUGAAACUUUAUCACUAUCAGCAUUAUUUUUACUUUUUAUAUUCGUAAUGAUUUUGCUAAACUCUCGGUACCAUUUUGCAGCAGCACUAAUAGAUCUUUGGUUACUUAUUCUUGGCAUGGGGAUAUUAACUCCCAUGAAUCGGUUAUUGACACGGAUUACUUUUUUGAGCGCAACGUUAUUUAUUUUUGUUGUCGGCCCGGAGCUUCAGAGUCAGUUUACCUCAGUGAUGACCAUUCCGAGCGUAGAAAAAAAUAUCGAUACUUUAGAUGAAUUGCACAAUAAUCGUUAUAAUGUGUAUUAUUUCGAAUACACUACGGAAAACUUCAAACAUAUAAAAAUUUGGGAAAAUGGGACGCGCAAUAAGUUCUUACAUUUGAUACUUGAUUUUGAAUCUUGCACUAAAAAUCUCCAGGAGAAUUCAGCUGCUUGCAUAAUACCCGACUAUCUGCUCGAAAAUAUUAAGAUUGGUGAUCUUUACAUAUCGAAAGAGUCUUUAUUUAAAAGCUAUUAUUGGCUGACAACACGGAAAAAUUUUCCGCUAAAAAGCAAAAUCGAUAAAACUGCGUUGAAUUUUGUUGAGGCUGGUUUUUUGAACUAUUUUGAGAGAAAAAAUCGACUGAAGCGCCAGUUAAAGAUGCAAAAACUAAUUGAUAGAAUUGAGGCUUAUGAGCAAUGCGAAUUUUUAGAUUUACCUGACUUUUCAUCUUUUUUGUGGUGUCUCACGAUCGUUGUACUCGUUGCACUUACCGUCUUGUUGAUCGAAUUAGUAUGUAGAGGCAGAAAGUAUAGAAGAAAGCAAUUGCAAAAAUUGAAAAAGAAAAAACAGAGAGUUCGUCAGAGAAUUGCGCCCCUCUUUAGAUAA
Messenger RNA from Cotesia congregata, 1899 nucleotides. NCBI's taxonomy places the organism in Eukaryota, Metazoa, Arthropoda, Insecta, Hymenoptera, Braconidae. The record is from the annotation of a GenBank genome assembly.